Molecule: messenger RNA, 3597 nt
Organism: Penicillium verrucosum
Lineage: Eukaryota; Fungi; Ascomycota; Eurotiomycetes; Eurotiales; Aspergillaceae
Exons: 2
Coding region: 1-3597 (1198 amino acids)
Source: RefSeq, a predicted model, not a curated record
AUGGCCCCAGCGAUCAUUCUCCCACAUCACACUUCGAUCCAUCCCAACCCUGGCUCUCCUGAUGCCCAUGGGGGUCCUUUGCACAAAGCCGCUCUGAGCACCUUCGAUAUCGCCAACGCCCGAGGUCUCUUGAAGGGCGCCCACGAAGGCCACAUGCUGGGCACUUCGUUCUUUGAUCAAACGGACUGGACCUACACCAUUCCCGGUACUGCUAGUUCCGAGCCCCGCGCAGCCCGUAACUGCAUGUGGGCGCGAGCUCUUCAUUACAUGCCUCUACCCGCCGAAAAAUUGGCAGGACUAGCUUCGGGCGCUGCCAUCGAGAAGGGGAUCCUCCCGUCCGCCGACAAUGGCCGCAUCCCCUUACGAGCGAAAGUCGCCGUCUACCACCUCAUCUUCACUCCAGCAACGGCAGAAGAUAAAGCCUCGCAGAUAGCGUUUGUGCGCGAGAACUGCGGCCGACCAGGCUUACACGUUUACCUCAGCAUCUUCAUCGCCGAGCUCUCCGGCAUCAUUAUCUUUGUCGUGAUCUACGCCAUCGGACGAUCACUCUGGUGUCUCAUCUGGCUAGCCCCGCUGCUCCUCCGCCUCCUGGGCGCCUUCUUCGCCCUUGACCGCGAGCCCCUCGCCCCUAUCUCCUCUUCCAUCUCAUCGCCGUCAACCACGCCGACCACCAAAGCCGAAUCACCUCGUGAUUUUGUCCUGCACUUCCCCCAAUCUCAAGGCGGCAACCUCAUGCUGUUCACAGGUCCCUCAGCCCUCGUGCAGCAGUUCUUCCGACACUACGGCCACCCAGUCCGGAACCGAACCCGGGAGAUUCUCCAGCUGUGCAUUAUAGCGCUUUUCGCCGCUCUAUUUCCGCUAGGAUUGCUGGCCUCGACUCUCUGGAUGCCGCCUCUGGUUCAGUACGCGUGGACCUGUUACCAGCUAUACAUUGUCAUGACGAUGCAUAUCGUCCGCUACACGUCGUUUGGACGGGACACGAGCACGGAAUCUAGGAUCGCUAAUUAUCUGGUGGAUCGGCCGGCGAUUCUUUUUGGGGAGAAGAGGAAUGGGGCUGAGACGGUGAAAGUUAGUCUUAUUGCGACGUAUCAUGCGCGGCAUCAGGAGGGGAUGGAUUGUUUGGAGCGGUUGAAAAGUCAGCAUAACAGCAUGAGCCCUGAUGACUGGGUGCCCGUACGCAGCCCCAAGAGGGACAAGGGAUACCCCCUCGCCACGUUGAUGCAGGUGGUCUACGGCGAGGACAUGGGCAUGGGAGACGGGUACAGCAGGUGUUUCUCGAUUAUGUAUCGACUGGCUCUGGAGCAGGGCGCGGUCGACAGUGUAAAAAGCCCUGACGGGACGGUCAUCACGGCGUUUAAUGAUGAUCGUGCUGAAAGACUGCGACAACAUCUUACCCCGGGGCAGGAACGAUCAUUUUGCAUUCUCUGGAAAUGGUGGGCGGCGUGUUCCCGAGUAUGUAUUGUGGACGAAGCAGAAGAAGAGUACGAUGAUAAUUACGACGACCUCUUUGGCGACGACGAGUCUCACUUCUACCCACAAACCCACGGAGAGCGCGAGACGAUCCACCAGGCCGGUGGGAUCCUGUACAAACUCCGCUUCAACUGCGUCUACAACAAGUCCGUGGCAACGCUGUUCAACGCUGAAUUCGAGAACUUCGUAAUACACCGAAGCGGCGACGAGCUGGUGAACCUCCGACGGGUCUUGGCGCGGGGAGAUGCUUGUCUAACCAUUGCGAUUGAAGCUUGCUCCCCGCGAAGCCACACCCAACAGCCAGCUCAAGUACCAUACUCCCCAGAUGGCGAGAGUUAUCUCGCUCACCGGUCAGAGAGUUCCCCGGUCUGGCGCGCAGGGAGACGGGUCCUGGGGAGCAGCGACCUACCCGGGCUGGAUCCUCGCUGCAGUGUCGGCUCCAGUAUCGACUCCUGCCCCUGGCUGGGAGAGAUCCGCGGGUUCCCGCUUUACUUGUGGGAUGUGAAAGAGCGGAGAACCGUGGAAUUCUUCUCGCUGUGCGACGAAUACGAGUUCGACGUCCCGUAUACAGCCAUCAGUCACACCUGGGGCAGGUGGCGGCAACGCGAUCAGCCUGGGGUUGAUAUGAAAUCGCGCGUGCCGUGGCUGAUCCCGCGGAACUCACUGUUCGAUGUCGAGCGACUACCAGAUAUCCUGGCGCAGAUUCCCACGGAUACACCCUAUAUCUGGUUUGAUCUGGUUUGCAUUCCGCAGGAGGGCUGCGGGGAGGAGCUUGACGAGCAGCUGCGGCAGGCCAUGCGGACGGAGGUUGCGAGCCAGGCAUCCAUCUUCAAGGGCGCUAAACACGCCAUUGCUUGGUGGAAUACCGACUCCGCCCCGGAGUCCUGGGACGGCAUGCGCAGCGCCAUCCAGUGGAUGUCCUCCAUAUAUCUGGAUCUCCAGUUCUCGGAUGGGGACGAGUCUUCCAUACGUAUCCCGCCGUGUGAAGUGCACGACCAGCUCCAGGCCACGGGGCUGUUCUCGCCGGACAUGGCCACCCUGCCCUGGUUCAGCUCCCUGUGGACGCUGCAGGAAGUGUGCCUGCGCCCUGACAUCUGGAUCUGCAACAAGAACCUCGAUCUCCUCACGGUAGGCGACAACGGGGCCCUCGUCGCCUUCAACACGCUCGUCUCCCUCGCUGAACGAGUAAAAGACACACUCAGAUGGGAACUUGACGAUCUAACUACCCCGCCAGACCAGCUUCUCGAGUGCUGGAAGCCCCUCGUCCACCCAGGCUUUCACGAAGUACUCGACCUCCUCCAUCGCACAGGAAUGGACAACCUCCACGAGCUCAAGCGAGAGCAGAUCCUCUUCCUAGCGACCAGCCGAUACUGCAGCCACAGCCGUGCGCAGGCGAUCAUGUCCGUCCUCGGCAUGACAGAAUGGUACAACUCCGCCACUGCCAUGCCGGAGCAGCGCCAGCCCAACAAACCGGGCUUCGUCUUCGACCAGUACCCUCUUGCCUUCGUACAGGAGGUCGCGCGCAAUAUGGGCUCUAGCUUCUUCAUCAGCUCCGUUCUGUCGGAUUACCCGCCCGUCAACGAUAUGAAUGCUGAGGACGUAGUCCGGGGCACUAUGCUCCCCUUCCGGGCCCGGAUAUCCGAGCCGCGACGCCUGUGUGUGCCGCGCUUAGAGACAGCGGACCAUCCGUCCGUAUCGACGUGGGAGGUCCACGGCGACGGGGCAGUGUUCCUACCGGAGGUGGAGAUCCUCUUCUCAUCCAAUAGCGACUAUGGCGAUAUCAAGUAUAUGAAAUGCUCUGUCGAUUUGAGUAUGCCGGUGCCUGAACAUAUUGUUGAACGGGAGCACUUCCAACCCCAAGGGAGCAUGUACCAUGGGGAUCUCCGGUACUGGAUUAAACAGCUCAUCCCGGAGAUCUACGGAGUGCGUGGGACAUACUAUGCUAUUCAUCUCCGGUACCGACCCGGACAAUGGGAUGGUUUGUUAUUGAAGGCCGCCGGUAGUGGGGACUCUUCAAAGCCGGAGAAGAUGAUCAAAAUCGGGAAUCUCCAUGUGCUGACCUCGGUGGGGGAUGGGGAAUAUCUGCCCAGGUGUAAAUCUGUGGACGUUAACUGGAUUGUUUUGUAG